AUGGGACAGGUCAGAGGAAGGCCUGGCCCAUCACCUUCUACAACUCUGAACCAACAGUCGUCGGAGGACCCAUCCCUUACCUCCAAAGAUCAUAGUUCAAGCUCGAACAGUGGGGACAGUGUACGUAAUUCUAGGGAGUCACUGGUACAAGGUAUACGACAGCCAGUUUCGCAGUCGAGCUCUGAAUCAGAAAGAUCACGGCCGUCUCAGGCACCACAAGUCAAACGGUCUAGCCGCUCAGAGAGAGAGAAGCUCAAAGAGGCGCACGCCCGUGGUCUGCUUGUGAAGUAUGACGAGAACGUUGAUGGAGGGUAUCUCGCACCGUACGGUACUUAUAACUUGAACUUGGACUACCAGAUCAGCGUUGUCAAAGAGGCUAUAAUAGAGAGGAAAUUGGCACCUUUUUAUACUCCUCUACAGGACUUUGAUGCGUCCUGGACUGAUGAAGAUCUGUUGGCGGUGUUGAGCAACUUGAAAUUACACGCUUUACCGCACGAGGCGGAAGACGAAGAUGAAGAUCUUGAAUACGACGAAGCAUCUGUUGAUGAAUCCCUACUAUCGAAAAAGGAGUUGAGACGUCACCUGUCCAAAAAAUUCAACAAGCAACUCAAGUUGAAGAAGCUGGAAUGGCAAGCUGCAGAGGAGAAGCGUUAUCUCGAAGAAAGAGCAACGUCGAGGCAAGCUGCAUCGGAUGAUUUGAAGUUAGAGCUGUACCGUACAAGUGUCGAGUGUCCAAUUUGUUUUCUCUACUAUCCAAGAUGGCUGAACUAUUCACGGUGUUGCAACCAUGCGAUAUGUACGGAAUGCUUUGUACAGAUCAAAAGAUUGGAACCGCAUCUCCCACAUGACCAUGAUGAUGAAGGAGACAACAACGGUGAAGACCAGAAAGCGAAAGCUGAACAAGAUCCAAACCUACUAAUCUCUGAAUAUGCAUGUUGUCCUUACUGUGCCACUCCAAACUUUGGAGUUAUCUAUUCACCACCGGCCUACAUCCGUACAGGGUUGGGAGGUAUCCCUCCUGCGUUGUUCAAAUCCCCACUGAAAUCAUCCGGUAACGGUAAUAUCACCACUGAUGCCAUUACGGACGAGGAAGAUCUGAAUGCGUUUGAAGUCCAAGAGAAUUACUUCAGAAAGGCAUCUAUGGCAAGUGCAAUGAGUAUAGCAACACAACGUCGUGGGUCUUUACCUGCUACUCACCCACAAGUAAUUACAACUGAUUUCAUCAGACCUGACUGGGAACAGAACCUGAACAAUGCCAGGGCCAAAUUGGCCAAAAGAGCUGCAGCUGCAAGUGCUAUUCACGCUAGCAACAUGUUGAUUCAAUCAAAUGAGAAUGAAAUUGAACAGAAAAUGAUCCAAGAAGCCAUGAGGCUGAGUUUGCUAGAGGAGGAAUCCAGAAAGAGACGUGCUUCAGUGAAAUGA
This is a messenger RNA of Williopsis jadinii, 1422 nucleotides long. It is a transcript of the gene SIP5, whose product is annotated as Sip5p. The record is from RefSeq and is a predicted model, not a curated record. The transcript is spliced from 3 exons. Gene Ontology annotation, cellular component: cytoplasm. The coding region runs from base 1 to 1422 and encodes 473 amino acids. NCBI's taxonomy places the organism in Eukaryota, Fungi, Ascomycota, Saccharomycetes, Phaffomycetales, Wickerhamomycetaceae.